AUGUUGAUUAUGAUGUCACUAGUGACCGCCAUCUUGGACAGGAGACAGGAAACAUAACAAAAGAUUGCCAAGAUUUCUGACUCAUAGUGACGGUUUCAUUCACGAGAAUCGGACAGAAAGUUGCCUCCUGCGUUUGUUGUAUAGUUUUAGAUGAUGGCGAGCCCUCCUAUGAGUGGAUCGUUGCGAGCGCUAGCGUUAGAGCUGAAAAAUUUGCAGGAAGAACCAGUGGAGGGUUUUAGGGUGAACCUCGUCAAUGACGAAAAUCUGUAUGAAUGGCAAGUUGCGAUUUUCGGGCCGCCUGACACACUCUACGAGGGAGGAUACUUUAAGGCUGUGAUGAAGUUUCCACAAGACUACCCCUACUCACCCCCUACCUUCCGCUUCACAACCAAGAUGUGGCACCCUAACAUAUAUGAGAAUGGAGAUGUGUGCAUCUCGAUCCUCCACCCUCCCGUGGAUGACCCCCAGAGCGGAGAGCUGCCGUCAGAGCGGUGGAACCCUACACAGAACGUCAGAACGAUUUUAAUGAGUGUAAUAUCGCUGCUGAACGAGCCCAACACAUACUCGCCAGCUAACGUGGAUGCAUCGGUCAUGUUCCGCAAGUGGAGGGAAAGUUCCGGCAAAGACAAGGAGUAUGAAAACAUUAUCAGGAAACAAACCAAUGCCACGAAAGAAGAUGCGGAAAAGGACGGAGUGAAGGUCCCCACGACACUGGCAGACUACUGCAUCAAAACCAAGCCCAAGACUUCCCACUCCUCUAUGGACAUGCUGUUCUAUGACGAUGAUUACGAUGAUGGGGACAUGGACGAUGAGGAUGAUGACGAUGAUUUCUAUGAGGACGAUGAUGAUGAUUCAGGGAACGGUGGAGAAGGGUCGUGAUAUGCAACUGUCAUCACCACCCCCACCCCCCAUCCCUGUAGGAAAUCUGCACCCAGGACUCACUAUAAGCCCAUCCCACUGGAAUCAUCUUCUGCAAGGAACCUUGCUCAUCAUGUCCAACACACCUUGACAGGAAUUUCCCACAGAAUAAUGGCCUUCAGGGGAAACUGAUAGACUGUAUGCUCACAUGAUAAUUUAUAGUGUUUACUACAAUUUUUGAUAUAAUUACUUUAGCUCAUAUCCAGGCUUAAUUGGAAAAUGUUUAAAUCAAUAAGUCAUCCAGAAAUGAAAUGUCAUGAAAUGGGGGGGACAAAUUUGGUUUACGACCUUUUGGUCAGUGAUGUCAAUGGUUUGAAUGGGGUUUAUGACAUGUAGUGGAAACUUGUAGAAAUUUUAAGGGAAAACUAAUGUCAAUCACAGUUUUCUUUUUAAUGGUUGUGUACAGAUAAACUUGAAAGCAAUUUCCCAGUUGGGAAGUUCUGUCUUUGUCUUGACAUUUCUUCCGACGUGUCAUCCAGAAUAAUGUACAGAUGUACAGCAUGUGUUCUUGGCCGGACACUUUUGCCACCUCCGUCAAAGGUUUCCCUCCUUCAAAGCCUCAAGAGUCUUCACAGUACAGUAAUAAAAGUGGAAACUGAGCUUUGAAGAAAAAAGGGACAGCCCUUGGGAGAUGGAUUGACACAAGUGUCACUUUUAAAUGAAGUGUGUUCUGGAUAUACUUAAUUGUAGGUUUUUUGUGCACUUUGUUAAACUAACCCGUUGGAGAGAAAGUGAGAGGUGACGAGGGCAUGUUACUACUUACCUGGUGUGUUAUGGCCAUUGUAUAAGUGUGCAGCCAUUGGGGGAGGGCCAUCCACGUGUAGCUGGUUUACUUUCAAAGGCACUAUCUUGCGCAAGGGGUUUGGACCAAACCAAAACCAAUCAAACAUGCAUAAUAGGGCUCUGACUGUAAAUUGGGAGUUUUAAAUUGUACACAUUUCCUUGCAUGUCUGUACAGGGAAGGAAUGAUUUUAUAUUUGAACACAAGUACUUGAUGCAUAAUGAAGUUGGUUUAGCCUCAUGAAUCUCAGUGUGGAAAAAAAAAACACCAUCCCCACGUAUUGCUUGGACUGCAUGUAAGAGAGGAGUCCAACAGUGUCUCAAAUAAUAGUCAAAGUUACAUUCUUGACAUAAGAUUUGUGCAAAGGUGACUGGAAUGCUUUGUAUUCUAAUUAUUACAUGAGCAUUUUUCUUAGAAGAUCAUAGCAACCUUUUCAGUCGUAUUUGUAGCAACUGCUUACUAAAACUCAAGUGAUUUCACCAGAUUGUAACAUGGAGAAGAAUAAAGGCAAGUGAUGACCAUGCCAACUGCCAGCAAAAUAGGACAAGCUUCAGAAGUUAAUGUUCUAUGUUUUGAUAAUACGGUUACUGCAGGGGUGGAGAUUCCAUGUGAAGUGAGUUGUCCCGUAGUCCUAGCUGUAAUGUGCAAGAAGGUGCUUUUGUGUGUUGAUCAUGGACCUAAAGGUUGCAAGAAGAGAUGCAUUGGAAAAAAAAACUGCACUGAAGUUGUCAUUGAUACUGCUGGAGUUGCAUGGUCAGCAAGUAUAGCAAUGCAGGACAGCAUUUCUGCACUGAGGAAGCAAGUUCUGAUUUUGGCGUGAUAUGGAUUGAACUCUAGUGUAAUCGAGGCAGUUGGGUGCAUGCAAAAAGAGCUGUACAUUGCCUGAGCAUUUGGCAGAGGCAAACGAGUAGUCAUAUGCCAUUUCCAUUCCUUCACAUUGUUUUGUUUUCCAACUUUCUCCCUCCUAGCACACAGUUAUAUAAUCAUUCAUGUAUUUGGUAUGAUCUCCACCAAGGAAGUGAUGGAGUCAUGAUAGUGUUUUAUGUUUUCCCCCUUUUUAAACUACAAGGAGAGCUGUUGUAUGCAGUGCUCUCUCUAUCAGUUGUGUGGAAACUUGGGACUAACCAAUACUGGUGAGGAACCGGGAAGGUCUGUACAGGUUUUAGCUGUCCAAUGCAUUACAGGUACACACAAGGAACUCCAAAAAUUUGUACAAAUGAAGGUUUCAGAAAAGAACUUCCCACAUUAAAUUCAAUCUGAAGACUGCUAUCAAGGUUAGAAGACAAUUUGAAAUCACGGAAGCAUGACAGCCAUGAUACAAUGUAUAUGCUAUUGAACAACUAAAAUGCAGAUAUCGUCACAACUCCCCUACACUGUAAGCAAAAAAAUACUGUACAACCUGUCGUUUAACCUGUAUCUCUCCCAAUAUAAGGGGAUUCUGUACCUCAUAGCAGCCACACUCUGUAGGUAUGUAUUUUGCAACGGAUUAUUUAAUAAUAAAAUUGUAAAAUAUUCCAAGGUA
This is a messenger RNA of Branchiostoma belcheri (Belcher's lancelet), 3221 nucleotides long. RefSeq names its product ubiquitin-conjugating enzyme E2 R2-like. Gene Ontology annotation, biological process: protein polyubiquitination; ubiquitin-dependent protein catabolic process. Lineage: Eukaryota; Metazoa; Chordata; Leptocardii; Amphioxiformes; Branchiostomatidae. The record is from RefSeq and is a predicted model, not a curated record. Gene Ontology annotation, molecular function: ubiquitin conjugating enzyme activity.